Messenger RNA from Trichoderma citrinoviride, 714 nucleotides. Its product is annotated as NAD(P)-binding protein. Gene Ontology annotation, biological process: import into nucleus. Gene Ontology annotation, cellular component: cytoplasm. The transcript has a single exon. Bases 1 to 714 code for a protein of 237 amino acids. NCBI's taxonomy places the organism in Eukaryota, Fungi, Ascomycota, Sordariomycetes, Hypocreales, Hypocreaceae. The record is from RefSeq and is a predicted model, not a curated record.
AUGGCCUCCAACUCCGCCGCCGUCUUCGGCUCAACCGGCCUCGUCGGCUCCCACAUCCUCACCAACCUGCUCUCCACCGGCCCCUACACGCCCGUCCACACAAUCUCGCGCCGCGCGCCCAAGCCCUCAUCGCCGGCCCUCAACGCCGUCAUCGACGCCGACGUGUCCAAGUGGCCCGCCGCCCUGGCCGGCCUCUCGCCGCCGCCGCACGUCGCCUUCUCCGCCAUCGGCACCACGCGCGCGGCCGCCGGCGGCCUCGAGAACCAGUGGAAGAUUGACCACGACCUCAACGUCGACGUCGCCCGCGCCGCCAAGCAGGCCGGCGUCAAGACGUUCGUCUUCAUCUCCAGCGCCGGCUCCGACGGCGUUCUCGCCAACACGUUCCCCUACAGCAAGAUGAAGAAGGGCGUCGAGACGACCAUCAGGGAGCUCGACUUUGACCACGGCAUCGUCGUCCGCCCGGGGCUCAUCCUGGGCGAGCGCGAGCAGGGGCGCUUCCUCGAGGGCCUCGCCACCGUGGCCGUGCGCGGCCUGGGCUUCGUCGGGCUCAAGGACACGUUUGCGCAGGACGCCGAGGUGAUUGCCCGGGCGGCCAUCAAGGCCUCGCAGCUGGCGGACGAGGGCAAGGCGCCGAGCAAGUUUUGGGUGCUGAGCCCCAAGGACAUUAUCCGGCUUGGCCGGACGGAGUGGGAUCACAAGGAGGAGGUCAAGUGA